CCCUUGAAGUGAUCGAGAAUUCAACGAAAUAAAUUGAAAAUAUAAGUUUAAAUUAACAAUAUUGUGUUUAAAUCAUGACUACUAAUGCAGAUAAAGUGUACAGCUUUAAAACAGAAAACAAAUUCUUAGUCAAGAGUGGCUGCAAAAAGCGCAUGUGGAGAUCUUUGAAACAAAUUCUUACUGCAGAACGAGCAUUACCAUGGCCAAACGAUAUUGUGCUUUAUUAUUCAAUAAAUGCUCCACCAACAUUCAAGCCAACUAAGAAGUACUCGGACAUCUCAGGCCUCCCCGCUCCCUACAUGGACCGCCAUUCCAAACUGUACUACAGCAAUGCGGAGGAAUUUGCAACGGUGAGGAGUUUACCCAUGGACAUAACCGCUGGCUACCUGCAGUUAAGAGGAGCAAACACUAUUGUUGGAUAAGGACUGGAAUAGAAUAACUCUUGUAA
Cydia splendana is the source of this 448-nucleotide messenger RNA. Its product is annotated as INO80 complex subunit C. NCBI's taxonomy places the organism in Eukaryota, Metazoa, Arthropoda, Insecta, Lepidoptera, Tortricidae. Gene Ontology annotation, biological process: chromatin remodeling. Gene Ontology annotation, cellular component: Ino80 complex. The transcript is spliced from 2 exons. The record is from RefSeq and is a predicted model, not a curated record. Bases 75 to 422 code for a protein of 115 amino acids.